This is a messenger RNA of Penicillium verrucosum, 1491 nucleotides long. RefSeq lists its product as uncharacterized. Bases 1 to 1491 code for a protein of 496 amino acids. NCBI's taxonomy places the organism in Eukaryota, Fungi, Ascomycota, Eurotiomycetes, Eurotiales, Aspergillaceae. The record is from RefSeq and is a predicted model, not a curated record. The transcript has a single exon.
AUGCUUGAAGAAGGCGGUAAUGAACUAGACGGGUGGUUUAUCUCCAACCUCUACGCCUUCAACUAUCUCCUCAAAGGUCAAGGCCAGAAGCAGACGUGGCUGACAGCCGCUGACCCAGAGAAGCUUGUCCAGAAAUAUGGGCCAUAUCUACAUGGCAAUCCUUACGAGGAGCGCAAAACUUGCCUUGAUCGUGACAUGCUGGAUCAAGAUCAACUGACCCCUGUGACUGUCGUUCGGUCGAAUGAAAUGAUUGACCGUUUCCUUCAAGAGGCAAAGCUAGCCUCCGAGUUGGCUAAACGAACCGAGGCCCCACUCCUCCUCCUUGUGUUCUGUCACGGACUCUCCAAUUACCACCUCUGUUUGGACGAUGGCAAUCACUCAAAGGGACUGAGUAUUCUAGCACUGAAAGCCGUCCUUGAACCCGGUGCCCACAUUACCCUGGUUACCACCGCUUGUUACUCGGGAGGAUGGGCUACGACUCCGGAAUUGAACACUACUAGCAUGACAGCAGCUGGUGGGCUCCAUACCAAUUCCGACAAAGAACUUCGCGAAGGACUUCCUAAUGCGUGGGAUGCUUCACUGAGUAUCGGUCGGACUUGUGGGUCAGUUUUUGCGAGCACCCUGUUCCAGACCCUUUCGAGUGCUACGAGUCCUCUUUUGGAUGCUCGAGAAUCUAGCAAUGCGAGUGACCAGCCGAGUUUGCAACCAGAGGAGCCGAAUGAUCAGCAAACCCUAAGCUAUAACGCAUUCUGCCAAUCUGUCCUGGAUACAUGCCAAAACAGCGUGACACGGCUGGGCGACAGGCAGUGUUUCACAUUCAGUGCCCAGAAUGAUGCAUGGGACUACUCAUGGACGGGCCAAACCGGCAUUCCGCUGGCCUACUUUGAGCGUCGGUGGAAACAAAUGAAGCCCUAUCCGUAUACUGGGCCGGAAGGUAUACGCGCACUUCGAAAUCAAGAUCCUAGAAAUGCCACAUACACGGUCAGCGACCCAAACAAAGUCGGUGGAGUCCGCAUGACUAGGGACGGCGAGUUUAUCGAGAACAUGACCGCUCUCAUUGCGCAGUACAGAAUCAAGGAUAUGGCGAGGAUGUUCCAUGCCACUUGUCCAGGGGAUUGGACUCGAGGCCGAGAGGUGGCUUGGAGAGGUACUCUUUACGGAUUCUACCAGUUGGGCAUAUUCCCCGAGUCUGAGGCCAUGAUCUACUCCACGAUUCGUUUCAGGUGGGAGGCGGCACUCCUCGCCGAUUUUCUUGUUGCGAUGUAUGAGCUUCCGAUGCCCAGAAACGAGAUAUGCAUCAUGUGGGAUUGGCAGUCCUGGGAUGUUGAAUUCCGGGUGAAGACCUCGAUGUCAAAGUCCGAGUUCAACCAACGAUGGAUGGCAGUAGCCUUGCCAUUCAACUGUUUCGAUUUCUCCCGCCUACCUGAUCAGGGCCCGCGCUUCAUGCGCCCUUUUACGUAUUUGGUAGCAGCGUUGCUAGAGGCUAAUUAG